AUGUCAGCGGGUCGAUACAUCCGUAAACGUCCAAUGGCCCAGUCGAUUUCCGAAGACGAAACAGUAGAGAAUGCGAGCCGAAAUGCUAAUGAUCCGCUUGAACAUUGCUCGUCAUCUUCCUUGUUAUCUGAGUCGUCCACGUUCUCGACCUCAACUUGUGAACACUUGCCCUCCGUCCCCCUCAAAAGUCUCUAUGAUUGUCCGAUUUGUUUCCAACUUUUCCGCGAACCGUAUUCAACAUUAUGUGGUCAUUCAUUCUGCCGCGAAUGUAUCAGUGCACAUCUGGAGCGUUCUUUACGAUGUCCUGUGUGUAGUCGAGGUUUGGAUCCAAGAUCGGGUCCCAUUGUUUUUCCUAAUUUUACGGCAGCUAGCAUUGUAGAUGCAAUUCGACGCAACAUAAAGACGGCGCGCAGUCUUGCAGCCGUCAGUGGUAGAAAUGAGGGCUUGGAGUUAACAAGCGAAAAACUGGUUGAUUUGGCUUUGAAUGCAGAUGCUAAUUUUCUGGAUCAUUUUAUGGAUCUUUUGAAAAAGCGACGUGAACAGAUUAGUAAUAAUGUCACUCGGAGAAAAAACAUGCUCCUGAACGAGUUUAUUGAUGAAAUGAUUGCACAACGAGAAGAGAAGCUUAAGCAGCUUCAGAAUGAGCUAUCCAUUUUACGGAAUGAUAAAGCUUCCAUUCAGGCGAUGAUGAAAGACGAUUCGAGCAAUAACGCUGGCACACAUUCACAACGAAUGGUGCCAGAUGCCAGUGGUUCACAAAUAAUGCAGUCUGCAUCAGUUCUGAAAAAAAUGAGGUUUGAUGGUGGUGAUAAUGAUACUGAGGAAAUAGGAAAAUAUCGCAGUCGUCUUCAGCAGCAUAUGACCGGUUUAGAGCAAGCUUACUUUAGUAGGCGUUUAAAUAACACAGAAUCUAGGACUAUUACGGAUGAUUCAUUGGGUCCAUGUUGCGACACUCUUGAUGAUUUUUCGCAAGUAUUACACGCCAUGUCGCAAUAUGGCAGUUUCCGGCGUUUAGCGUCUUUAAAUUAUAAUGUUGCAGAUGCAACAGCUGCAUUAUCUAUUGUUUCAAGCAUUGAAUUCGACAAAGAUGGUGAAUAUUUUAUCCUGGCGGGUGUUGCUAAACGUAUAAAAGUGUAUGAAUUCCAAUCAGUUAUCGAAAACACAGAUACUUUGCAUUAUCCUGUUACUCAGCUUCAGUGUACGUCCAAAAUCAGUAAUGUGUCAUGGAAUCCCUAUUGUAAAAACACUCUUGCAAGCAGUGAUUACGAUGGAACAGUACAACUUUGGGAUACCUCACUUGCAAAAUCAAUUAGGCCUGGAAAUAUUGCUUUUUAUGAACAUGAGAAGCGAUGUUGGACUGUGGUCUUCAACAGUGUUGAUCCUCAUUUAAUGGCUUCUGGAUCUGAUGAUGCACGAGUGAAACUUUGGUCAAUCGGUGUGGAUCGUUCUGUGGCAACAAUUGAUGCUAAAGUCAAUGUAUGUUGCGUCUGUUUCAGUCCAACGCAGCGAAAUUAUCUUGUUUUUGGUUCUGCCGAUCACUGCAUUCACUUGUACGAUAUCCGAAGACCGAUAGAACCGGUUAAUGUCUUUCGUGGCCAUCGAAAGGCAGUAUCUUACGUCAAAUAUUGUACCGAAAAUGAAGUCGUUUCAGCGUCUACCGAUAGUAAUCUCCGAUUAUGGGAUGUAGGUAGCGGAAAAUGUAUACGCACUAUGAAAGGUCAUCAAAAUGAAAGAAAUUUUGUGGGUUUGGCAACCGAUGGUAAUCACAUCGUAUGUGGAUCGGAAAAUAAUCAUCUCUAUCUGUAUCAUAAGGGCUUAUGCGAUCCGUUAAUGUGCUAUGAUUUCGGUCGUGCAGAUAAUACUCGUUCGGCGCUUCUGGCAACUGAUUCUUCUUCUGAUUUUGUGUCUGCUGUUAGUUGGAAAAAGAAUUCGAAUAUUGUUGUGGCAGCGAACAGUCAAGGAACAACACAUGUAUUUGAACUUAUUUAG
Molecule: messenger RNA, 1989 nt
Organism: Brugia malayi
Lineage: Eukaryota; Metazoa; Nematoda; Chromadorea; Rhabditida; Onchocercidae
Exons: 14
Coding region: 1-1989 (662 amino acids)
Molecular function (GO): protein binding; ubiquitin protein ligase activity
Source: RefSeq, a predicted model, not a curated record